Messenger RNA from Zootermopsis nevadensis, 1061 nucleotides. Lineage: Eukaryota; Metazoa; Arthropoda; Insecta; Blattodea; Termopsidae. The record is from RefSeq and is a predicted model, not a curated record.
CUGAGGCACAGUGGACAAGGUGGUGACUUUUAUACAUCAGAAGAUCCUUAAAAUAUUAUUUAAAUUGUAUUAACUGUAAGAGAGCAGAGAAUUUAAUGUUAUUUGCUGUCUAAUAUCUGGGUGCUGGGCACAGUUUUAGCCACAUGUGGUCAGAAUACCAAGGAGAACUGCACCUACUUCGUAAACCAAGGUUACCCGGGACCCUAUGAUGGUACGGGAUCCUGUCAACUUACUAUCAACAAGGCACAUCCUGACAUCUGUCAGUUCAGGUUGGACUUUGAUCAAUUCAAUAUCGCAGGCCCAGAGCCAAUUGAUCACAUGUGCAACAGUGAUCAGUUUAUUGUAGCCGGUGGUAAUCCUGCCCCGGCCAUAUGCGGAAUUAAUACUGGAAACCACAUGUACAUAGAUGCAGGAGUGGGAAACACCAAUCCUGUGACACUCAACUUUGUAACCAGUGGACCAUCUUUCCCACGAAACUGGAAGGUCAAAAUCUGCCAGAUUCCAUGCAACACCAUCUACAGAGCUGAAGAGGGAUGUCUCCAGUACUUUACUGGUGUGUCUGGACAGAUAAAGUCCUACAACUACGACCCAGGGGCAGGCCUUCAGUUAUCUAAGCAAGAUUACAGCAUCUGUAUCCGCAUGGAGAGGAACUUCUGCGGAAUUCAGUACACAGCCUGUCCUGACACAGUGAACAACAGGACGCAUGCGUUCACUCUCUCUGGCAACACUCAAGGUCAAACUGCAGUAUCCUCAAGUACAGGUACGAUCGGCCCUAACUCCUGUAACACAGACUGGCUCAUUAUCCCAUGUGCUACAAAUGUUGGCAGAACUGGAUUACCGGCAUGCAUAGAUCGCAUCUGCGGGGGAACUUUCAACACAGAAAUCUCGACAACACCGGCAACAGUAAUCAGCACAGUAAAACCAUUCAGGCUGACUGUCCACACAAACAAUGUUGAAGCUCCAAAUGACGUGGGCAACAGAGGAUUUUGCCUGAACUACGUGCAGCAACCCUGCACAAAUAAUCUCGAUGUAUAAAGGUACAAAUUGUAUCAAUGUUUUGU